AUGUCUUACUGUUUACCGUUGCCUGAUUUGUCCCAUGAAGGACCAUCUCCUGAAGGAGCAGCAUUAUUCGACCUUGGCAAGUUCUUUGGUCAAGGUAGUAAUCCUGGUGCUAGUGGUACUAGUGGUACUAGUGAGGGCGAAGCCGUUUCAUUAUCGUCAGUAGUGGCAGCUUACAUCAAUACAGUAGAGAAUCCAUUUGCUUAUGCACCUAAAGCUACACUGUGUCCCCUUGGGAAACCUUGGGCGAGAAAAGCUGGUUCUCUAGGAGAUGCUGAAAAGUCCUACGUUAGUCAAAGACAAGCUAAGACUAACGUGGCAUUAGUAGAAUUCUUAGAUCUGUGCAAUAUGAAAGGAUUCAAUGCAUCAGCUUUUGUUUCAAAUAUAUCCAUCUCCAGAAACCUCACCAUCGCUCUAGCUGUUAGUGGAGGUAGUUAUAGAACACAGUUUGUUGGAGCAGGUAACUUGCUUGCAACAGACAACAGAUAUGAUAGAGCCAAGUUGGAUGGUCUUGGUGGGUUAAUGCAAGCAAGUACUUAUGUCACUUCUUUAUCUGGAGGCAGUUGGUUGGUGGGCUCCUUAGCAUGCAACGAUUGGAUUCCGGUUAACAAGAUCGUAGAUGGUACUUACAAAUUAUGGGAUGUAUCUACGACGUUUCUCGCGCCUAGAGGGUUGUUAAAUGUAUUGGGAAACACCAUAACGUAUGCCGACAUGAUUUUAGCAAUCAAAUCCAAAUUGUUCGCUGGUUUCGCAACAUCAUUUGUGGACGUAUGGGGUCGAUUACUUUCUACGCAAAUGUUCACCGAUAAAAAAUAUGGGAUAAGUUUCAAAUGGUCAGAUGUGACGUUAUUGUCGCUGUUUGUUAGCCAUGAUAUGCCCUUUCCAAUCAUGGUCUCCGCGGGUAGAGAUCCUGGUACUUAUGUCAUUAACACCAACUCCACGGUCUAUGAAUUCUCGCCUUAUGAUUUCGCAUCAUGGGACCCAGCUAUUAAUAGUCUUAUCGAUACCCCAUACCUCGGUUCAAGAGUGGUAGGCGGAACCCCAGUUUCUUGUUACCAGAACUUUGAUAACGCUGGAUUUAUGAUAGGCACUAGUUCGUCCGUGUUUGCGGUUCUUCUUCUGGAUAUCAAUAAAAACACUCUGAUUCCCAAAUUCAUUGUUAACUUAAUCAAUGGUGUCUAUACAUUCCUCUCUUUGCGACAAGAUGUUGCGAUCAUUCCUAAUCCAUUCCGCGGUGUUACCAAUGGGAAUAACGCAGCUAUUAGACAAGCUCGUGACCUCAACUUGGUUGAUGGUGGUGUUGACGGCCAAAACAUUCCAUUCAGUCCCUUGAUCCAUCCAGCAAGACAGGUCGAUAUAAUCUUUGCAUACGAUAAUAGUGCUGACACCAAGGACCAUUGGCCAGAUGGAUCUGCUAUGGUUAACACUUAUCUUAGACAAUUUUCCAGUGUUGGAAGAAAUAUCAUGUUCCCUCCAGUCCCCAGUAACGAAGACUUUUUGGCUCAAGGCUUAACCCAAAAGCAAGUAUUCUUUGGUUGUUAUGCAUCAGAGUUGGAUUACAUCGUUGAUGCUCAUAAAGAUUUGAAUAUUAAAGACACAGACAUUCCACUUAUUGUGUACACACCUAAUCGCAAAUACAGUUACAGUUCAAAUACUGACACAUACCAAUUGCAAUAUCCAGAGGAACAAAGAGAUGCCAUGAUUGAUAAUGGUUUUGAUAUUGCGGCAAACUUUGUUGACUCUGAGUUCCGCAAGUGUGUUGGGUGUGCAAUCAUUAGAAGAACACAGGAGAGGAAUGGUACUCCCCAAAGUGAAGAAUGUAAGGCAUGUUUCGAUAGAUAUUGCUGGAGAGGUCAAGCUGCUACCAGCAUUUAA
This is a messenger RNA of Lizanozyma spartinae, 1872 nucleotides long. Its product is annotated as Lysophospholipase 1. Gene Ontology annotation, cellular component: extracellular region; cytosol; plasma membrane. The record is from RefSeq and is a predicted model, not a curated record. Gene Ontology annotation, biological process: glycerophospholipid catabolic process. Lineage: Eukaryota; Fungi; Ascomycota; Pichiomycetes; Serinales; Debaryomycetaceae. The coding region runs from base 1 to 1872 and encodes 623 amino acids. Gene Ontology annotation, molecular function: A2-type glycerophospholipase activity. The transcript has 2 exons.